Messenger RNA from Stegodyphus dumicola, 2557 nucleotides. Its product is annotated as mitochondrial potassium channel ATP-binding subunit. Gene Ontology annotation, molecular function: ATP binding; ABC-type oligopeptide transporter activity; ATP hydrolysis activity. Gene Ontology annotation, biological process: oligopeptide export from mitochondrion. Lineage: Eukaryota; Metazoa; Arthropoda; Arachnida; Araneae; Eresidae. Gene Ontology annotation, cellular component: mitochondrial inner membrane. The record is from RefSeq and is a predicted model, not a curated record.
AUCUUAGCAAGUGACCUUUAAGAAAAUGAAGUUACUUUUCUCAUUUUUGUGGAAAAAGUUAAAAUAUAUUAGUUUAAGGAAGGCUUGAAGAACAUAUUUCUGUGAACUUAUGAAAUUUAAUAAUUUAAAUCAUUGGCCAAUUCUGUGGGUAAAAUGUUUGGUUUAUAAUAACAUUGAAAAAGUGAACAAGUUUGAAAUAUCUGGAGGAAUUUUAUAUAGCGAUGGCUUACUUUUUCCUGACUUUAAGAAAUUUGUUUUAUUGUGGAAUUCCUUAUCAUGUAAAGUUAAAUGUUUUUGCUCCAAAUAGGUUCACUUCACUUUCCUGCAUGAAACAAUUUUCUGUUGCUCAAAAAUUUAGAGAUUUCCCUUCAAAUAAUUUGAUUAAAGUAGCUAAAAAUAUUUUUUCCAAACAAUGGAGGAAAAAUGUUGCAAAAAAGAAAUCAAAGAUAUAUGGAGGUAUAUUUUGUGUUUGUUUGUUAUCACCCAUAAAACCAUUAACUGUUCUCUGCGAAGCUGAUAUAUCACCUCACUCAAGACUUGUUGGUGUCAACAGUAUUGAAAAGUUGCAUCAAGAAGCUCGAUUUGAUUGGAGAAAGUUUUUUAGCAUUGUGAAAGGGGAAGUUUUAUACAUAUUUUUUGCAGUUGUGAGUGCACUCAUUGUAGCAUUUUUAAAUAUUCAUAUUCCUGUUGCACUGGGAGAUAUGGUAAAUCUGGUGUCUUCUUUUGUGGCAGAUGAAUAUGUAGAAAAGGAUGCUAUUUUGUUUUUCACUGAAUUAAGAGAGCCAACUGUGCGUCUUCUUUAUAUGUAUCUUGCUCAAAGCCUAUUCACAUUUGCCUAUAUUUCCAUCCUGUCUGUCUCCGGUGAAAGAGUAGCUCGUAAUAUGAGAAGGGAACUAUUUGCUUCAAUUAUUGAACAAGAUAUUUCAUUUUUUGAUGCUCAUAAAACUGGAGAAAUUUCAAGUAGAUUGACUAAUGAUGUACAAGAAUUUAAAAGCUGUUACAAACUCUGCAUUUCACAAGGACUGAGAAGUAUUGCUCAGACAGUUGGCUGUGGUGUAUCACUCUAUGUGAUAUCUCCAAAAAUGACUGGUCUUAUGAUUUGUGUGGUUCCUGUUAUUGUCCUGACUGGCACUUUUAUAGGAAGAAUAUUGCGAACUAUGUCAAAAUAUGCUCAGUCACAGAUUGCUCAAGCAACUGCUGUUGCUGAUGAAGCUAUAGGAAAUAUAAAAACAGUUCGUUCAUUUGCAAUGGAAGAUUCAGAAAAAGAAUUAUAUUAUGAUCAAAUAGAUGAAGUGAGAAAAUUGAAUAGCAGGUUAGGCAUCGGAAUAGGAGUAUUUCAAGGUCUAUCAAAUUUAGCUCUAAAUGGCAUCGUUUUAGGGGUUUUAUGUGUUGGAGGAUCUUUAAUGUGCAAUGCUGAAAUGACUCCUGGAAGCAUGAUGGCAUUUUUAGUUGCAACACAAACUAUACAGAAAUCCUUAGCUCAUCUUUCAUUGCUGUUUGGACAGUUUAUCAGAGGUUUGGCUGCAGGUGCUAGGAUUUUCCAGUACAUGAAUUUAUCACCAAGGAUACCACUGAAAGGUGGUAAAAGAAUCAGAGAUGAUGAGCUCUAUGGAGAAGUUAAAUUUAACAAUGUUACAUUUGCUUAUCCCACUCGUCCAGAUCAGGUUGUUUUAAAGAAUUUUAAUCUCACAUUGCCUCCAAGGAAGAUGGUUGCAUUAUGUGGUCUCUCUGGUGGAGGUAAAUCUACGGUUGCUGCUUUGUUAGAAAGAUUUUAUGAUGUUGGAAGCGGAAACAUUUCAAUUGAUGGUUAUGAUAUAAAAUCAUUAGAUCCUAGCUGGUUACGUGGAAAUAUUAUUGGUUACAUUGAUCAAGAACCUGUUCUUUUUGCAACGUCUAUAAUGGAAAAUAUCCGGUAUGGAAGGCCUGAUGCUUCAGACUCAGAGGUUAUUGAAGCUGCCAAACUUGCAAAUGCUCAUGACUUCAUAUGUAGCUUUAAUGAUGGUUAUGAUACUGUGCUUGGUGAAAGAGGAACUACUGUAUCUGGUGGCCAGAAACAAAGAAUAGCUAUUGCACGAGCUUUACUCAAGGAUCCCAAAAUUUUGAUUCUUGAUGAAGCUACUAGUGCUUUAGAUGUGGAAUCUGAAAGGGCUGUUCAAGAAGCAUUAGACUAUGCUGUGAAAGGACGCACUGUACUGGUGAUAGCUCAUCGCCUUAGUACUAUACAAAACGCUGAUGCUAUUGCUGUUAUUACAGGGGGAGUUGUUGCUGAAUAUGGAAAUCAUUCAAGUUUGACUAAGAAGAAAGGCCUGUAUUGGAAACUUAUAAAACAGCAGCAGGCUAAAGAAGAGAUAGAAGAAAGACAGUCAGGAUAACUGUUUAGUUCUGCUGUGAGAAAAGUGUACUAGGCUAUUACUUAAAAAUAUCAUCAGAACGAUGCCAAAACCACAAAUCUGUAAAAUUGAUAUUUUGAGAUGUUAUAAAAAAUAAUUUUAGUGAAAACCCAAACUAUGAAUUUUAUGUAAUAUUGUUUUAUUAAAAGUCCAUCAUUUGCUUUUUA